AUGAGGAUUUUUGUGGCUUUUGAAGGAUCUUUUGAGGCGUUUGAUGUUUCUGCACACGAAUCUGUGGAAGCCAUCAAGCAGAUGGUAAAGGAUUAUUUCCACAUUCCUCUUUCUGAAGACCAACAAGGCAGGUGGUAUUUAGAGCUGAUGUACGCCGGAGCUGCCCUAAGGAACAACUGGAGGCUGUCAGAUGUUGGGAUAUCUUUCUGCGCAACUCUCAAAUGCUUCGUUAAGAAAGAAGACAAGCCUACCCUGUAUGUGUUUAAUGCUGUGACCCAGGAGAUGAUGCCAAUGAUGGAGAGUGUGUCUAUUCUGGAUAAAAAGGUGUCCGACCUGAGAAGGCUGGUAACUUUGAGGUGUGGCUUCCCCGUGAGUGUCUACUGUCUGCGGACACCAGAGGGACUGGAGAUGUAUGAUUGCAACGCCCUCAGGGACUACUGCACUGAUAUCGGCAGAACACUUCGUUUGGAUGUCUGGGAUGGAUGGAAGGAAUUUCUCAUGGGAUGUCUUCUCGGGCAAAAGCCUAAAGUCCAGCGAUUCUUAUCAAAAGAAGGACCAGUACUCAAGUACCAGAAAAGGGUAGCCCUGUACAUCGCUGCCUUUCACGGACACACUGAACUCACUGAAUGGGCUCUGAAGCAGGGCGCGCAGCCACACGAGGCGGUUGGUGUUCACCCUUAUCGAGCCUGGUGCCACGAAGCCCUUCACGCGGACGUCUCUGACUGCCCUAUUCACGCAGCUGCAGAAGCCGGCCAACUGCUAAUUCUGAAGGCCUUUGUCAACUGCGAUGUCCUGUGCCUUGAAUGUAAAAAUGCAGCCGGGCGAACGCCCCUGGCCAUUGCAGCGAAACGCCAGCAUGAAGCCUGUGUAUUAUAUUUACUGAAUAAAAUGUGGUCCACAGUUUCUUUUCUAAAACUUUCAGUUCCGAUGAGGAUUUAUAUUAAAAUAAAAGAGUGGAUUCUCAGAGCUCAGAGUCAUAGGGGCCAGAAAAGCCAGCUUGGCAGAGCAAGAAUCUCUGGGGCAAAAGUUGGAGACACCGUGGUGGUGGAUGGGUUUACUAAGCCAAAAAUGACUUCCAAGAGCUGGCACAAGGCUGGAGACAAGAACUGGCAAAGCACUCGGAGUAAACUACAACUUUGCAAGCAACAAUCAAGCAGGAAACCCGUCGAUUCUUUACUAAGUUCACAAAGGGACACCGGAAAACAAAUCACACUCCCAUCCUUAGUAAAAACAAAUACGUCCUCAGAACCACAACGUCAUCAACAAGAAAGCCAGCAAAAUAAAACUGCCCCAAAUGGGAGAAAAGAAAAGUACAUAAGAAAUGCCUAUCUCCCCCAGAUCCCGCUUCCCCCAGUCUCCAGAGUGGAUUAUCCCCACCGAAUGCUCCACUGCGCUCCGCCCGGUGCCAAGCGUUUGCUAAGAUCCUUCUGCGCAUCUUUCUCAGAGCACAGUGGAAGGACUCCGAGAGAGAACGCCAUCUACUGCUUAGCUGUGGCAAGCGCCUUUAAGGAGAAGCGAUGGCUCCAACAAUUAGAAAUAGCAAAGGUCCUGGCCAAAAAGAGCAUUUCUAACCUGACUGUCCAAGGAGGUCCAGAAAAGUGUGAAAACCUUCCAGAAAUUUUGCUUUGAAAAGUCACAUAAGCCCUGGAUUGGAGCAUGAUAUGGUCAAAUAGAGUCUCCAUUUCUAACGUCAACAUAUCAAACUACAAUUCUAGUGCUACAUGGCUUCAGCCGGGUGUUGAAUGCUUUACAGCAAGCUUUCUUAGACACUGUACUAUUCAACGUUCUCUAGAGGAGCAGAACCCAAAAUGACUAUGUAUUGGAAGGGUUUAUGAGGUUGGCUCACAGAUGUUUGGAUGGUCCAACAGCAGCUCCCUUCACACUGAUGAAACUGGUGCCUGCUUGAUCCAGGAGGAUGGACAGUUCCACCGUUCCAACCUGGUGCCAAGGCGGGAAGGAUGCCUGGUCUUCAUAUCAGCAGCCAGAAUAAAAUGGAUUUUUCUGUCAGGGAAGAAAGGCAGCAGCAACAACAACAGGGGAAAUUGAGGCACAAGGGCAAGCAGGCAAGAAGCAAAGCUUUCCCCUGGGACACCUUACUUGUGACUGUUGUGGUGUUUUGAAUAAGAAUGCCUCCCCCCACAGGCUCAUAUAUUUGAAUCCUUAGGUUUUUGGUUUUUUGUUUUUUUUGAGGAAGUAGUUCACUGGAGAUGUGUUUUGAUGUUUCAGAAGCCCAUGCUAGGCCCCAUCUCUCUGCCUGUGGAUCAGCUGCUACUCCAGCACCUGUCUGCAGGCUACCAUGCUCCCCACCAUGAUGAUAACAGACUAAACCUCUGAAACUGUAAGCCAGCCCCAAUUAAAUGUUUUCUUUCAUAAGAGUCACCUUGGUCAUGUGUCUCUUCACAGCCAUAGAGCAGAGACUGAGACAGCUGCUAUUAGAAGAUGCCAUGUG
Molecule: messenger RNA, 2449 nt
Organism: Chionomys nivalis (European snow vole)
Lineage: Eukaryota; Metazoa; Chordata; Mammalia; Rodentia; Cricetidae
Gene: Ankub1
Product: ankyrin repeat and ubiquitin domain containing 1
Exons: 6
Coding region: 1-1629 (542 amino acids)
Molecular function (GO): protein binding
Source: RefSeq, a predicted model, not a curated record